AUGGGUCUGACAAAGGAUGUAUUCAACGCUCGGAAGAGAUCCUUGUCCAAGUUGCUGAACAAGGACGAUUGCCAGUAUGGCGUCUGCGGCCCUCGUUGUCCUGGUGGUACGUCUCCAGUUAUGUCCACUCCUAAAUCUCUCCUUGAGAAGUUGGAAGGGUUUGAUGCUGGAGGCUUUGACCCCAGAGACUUUGACCCCAGAGGCUUUGACUCCAGAGGCUUUGACUCCAGAGGCUUUGACUCCAGAGGCUUUGACUCCAGAGGCUUUGACUCCAGAGGCUUUGACUCGAGAGGUUUUGACUUUAGAGGCUUUGACUCCAGAGGCUUUGACCCCAGAGGCUUUGACCCCAGAGGCUUUGACCCCAGAGACUUUGACCCCAGAGGCUUUGACUCGAGAGGUUUUGACUCCAAAGGCUUUGACUCCAGAGGCUUUGACCCCAGAGGCUUUGACCCCAGAGGCUUUGACCACCAGAGGCUUUGA
Procambarus clarkii (red swamp crayfish) is the source of this 480-nucleotide messenger RNA. The record is from RefSeq and is a predicted model, not a curated record. Lineage: Eukaryota; Metazoa; Arthropoda; Malacostraca; Decapoda; Cambaridae.